AUGGAGGAGGAGCCCAUUAGCCGCAGUAGCAGGCUGGUAGCUGCUGGCAGAGGCAGCAGCAACAAAAGCACAUUCAACAAAUCGUAUCGGAACAUCUUAGAGGAAAGGCAACUGAAGGUUGCAGUGGCGGAUGAGGAUUAUGUGCUCGCUGCGAGGCUUCGAGACGAGCAAAAGGUGCUGCUCGAGAGCCUGCCCCCGGUGCUGCAAUACGCUCUGGGACAGGUGGCUAAGCUCAGGUCAGGCACCGUCCACGAGCAGCUGCAAACCAUCAGCAACCUAGGUAGGUGCGUGAAGGUGGCCGAGGCGGGUGAACCCGCUGUCAUUCCCGACCUGGCCGGUUGCCUAGCGGUUCCGGAGCUGUCAGAUGCCGCGGAGAAGGCCAUGUGGGCCCUAUUCAUGAAGGCGAGGGACCCCCGGAUUAAUGAACUCAUGGCGGAGGGAUGUUCGUACAUGCGAUCUCCGGGAACGUACGACAAAGCGUUGGAGGUCUUCAAUCAGAUCAUCAAGAUGCAGCCCUCGUUCGUGGAGGGUUACAACAAGAGAGCCACGGUACACUACCUGAUGGGCCGAUAUGAGAGCAGCAUCCAGGACUGCCAACUGGUGCUGGAAAUGCAGCCGUAUCACUUUGGUGCGGCGUCAGGCAUGGGUCUGUGUCAGUUGCAGCUUUCCAAAUUUCCCGAGGCGCUGUCGUCGUUCGAGUCCGCUCUUGCCAUCCAUCCAGGCAUGGCCAACAUCCGCCGCUUCGUUGCGGAUCUGCGGCGGCAUGUGCGGUCGGAAGAGGAUGGAGAGGGACUCGUGUAG
This is a messenger RNA of Volvox carteri f. nagariensis, 801 nucleotides long. RefSeq lists its product as uncharacterized. The record is from RefSeq and is a predicted model, not a curated record. Gene Ontology annotation, biological process: post-translational protein targeting to endoplasmic reticulum membrane. The transcript is spliced from 8 exons. NCBI's taxonomy places the organism in Eukaryota, Viridiplantae, Chlorophyta, Chlorophyceae, Chlamydomonadales, Volvocaceae. Gene Ontology annotation, cellular component: TRC complex; membrane. Gene Ontology annotation, molecular function: molecular adaptor activity; protein binding. Bases 1 to 801 code for a protein of 266 amino acids.